AUGUCCGGAAUCACUUGUCCAGACUGUCUUACCGGUUCAGUCAAGCGCGAAAUUCCAACUGGUACUGUAACGGCAAUUCAUGGCUUGCCAGCAUAUAUAGCACGGCCAGAGGGGCCACCCAAAGGGCUAAUCGUGAUAAUUCCAGAUGCUUUCGGAUGGGAGCUCCCGAAUAACCGUUUGCUCGCUGAUAUAUACGCCAAAGAGGGUGGAUUCCUGGUCUACCUACCCGAUUUCAUGAAUGGCCACAUACCCUCAGCAGCGGCUAUGCACGCCAUGGAGUCAUUGCUUACUCCAUCGCCAUCAAUCUUCACCACCAUCUUCUACAAACCUGUGUGGCUAGUCAAAGUCUUCGUCGCAAUAGUUCCAUUUCUUUUAACCAACAAAGAAUCGGCCAUCAAGCCCAAAAUCUUCAAAUUUCACGAAGCCUUGCGAAAUGAUCCCGAGACAAGCAAAUUGAAGCUUGGAUCUGCUGGCUUCUGCUGGGGGGGCAAGUACACAAUUUUGCUCUCCCAGACGGAGGACCUGGUCGAUGCGGGAUUCACGGCUCAUCCGAGCAAGAUGAAGUUUCCUAACGAUUGGGAUAAAGUCCAGAAGCCACUCGCUAUUGCGAUAGGGGAUGUCGACCUGGGAAUUAAUCUUAAAAUGGUGAAGGAUAUCAAGAAAUUGCUCGAGGAUAUGAAGCCAAAAGAGCAGAAUCAGGUCGUGAUUUAUCCUAGAGCAAGGCACGGGUUUGCGGUCAGGGCAAAUCCGGAGGAGGAGGAUCAGGUUAAGAGCGCCGUAGAGGCAAAAGAUCAGGCUUUGGCUUGGUUUUGGCGGUGGCUUGCGAGGGGAGAAGAGUAG
Molecule: messenger RNA, 840 nt
Organism: Venustampulla echinocandica
Lineage: Eukaryota; Fungi; Ascomycota; Leotiomycetes; Helotiales; Pleuroascaceae
Exons: 2
Coding region: 1-840 (279 amino acids)
Molecular function (GO): hydrolase activity
Source: RefSeq, a predicted model, not a curated record